Globicephala melas (long-finned pilot whale) is the source of this 1816-nucleotide messenger RNA. RefSeq names its product cytosolic arginine sensor for mTORC1 subunit 1 (gene CASTOR1). NCBI's taxonomy places the organism in Eukaryota, Metazoa, Chordata, Mammalia, Artiodactyla, Delphinidae. The record is from RefSeq and is a predicted model, not a curated record. Gene Ontology annotation, molecular function: arginine binding. Gene Ontology annotation, biological process: negative regulation of TORC1 signaling.
GGGGGUGGGCUCCACUGUCGCUUUGGGACGGGGUCGGGAGAUUAGGACCGCCGCGGGGCCAGCGACAGCAGGCGGGGAGAGCCCUCUCUGCCACCCUCCCUCCCCCCGCCCCCGGCCGCCAUCCGGCCUGGGCCUACGCUCCCUGGGACCGCCGCCUAUCCGGCCCCGUGAGGCCCCCUCCCAGGGCCGGUUAAGGCGCAAACAGCCUGGGAUGGUCAAUGCUUAACUCCUAGUGGUGUCAGGUGGGGGCAUUCCUUCCUGGCGACCGCGGGGAGCUUUUUACAGAUGCCUCCCAUCGGGUCAGAGGGGCUGGUCUUGGGGGCCCAAGGUCCGACGCUCCGGGACUGUCGCCGCGGGUGCAAGUUCUUCAGCCUGACGGAGACCCCCGAGGAUUACACGCUCAUGGUGGACGAGGAGGGCUUCAAAGAGCUGCCCCCAUCUGAGUUCCUGCAAGUGGCUGAGGCCACGUGGCUGGUGCUGAACGUGUCAUCCCACAGUGGCGCAGCAGUGCAGGCUGCUGGGGUCACCAAGAUCGCCCGCUCAGUAAUUGCACCGCUGGCCGAGCACCACGUGUCGGUGCUGAUGCUGUCCACUUACCAGACAGACUUCAUCCUGGUGCGAGAGCAGGACCUGUCCGUGGUGAUCCACACGCUGGCCCAGGAGUUCGACAUUUAUCGAGAGGUGGGCGGGGAGCCUGUGCCCGUUGCCAGGGAUGAUUCCAGCAACGGCUUUCCCCGUGCCCAGCAUGGGCCCAGCCCCACGGUCCAUCCCAUCCAGAGCCCAGAGAACCGUUUCUGUGUCCUCACGCUGGACCCUGAGACGCUGCCAGCCAUCGCCACCACCCUCAUUGAUGUCCUCUUCUAUUCACACAGUCCCCCUAAGGAGGCAGCCUCCGGUGGUCCUGGAUCCAGCUCCAUCACCUUCUUUGCUUUCUCCCUCAUUGAGGGCUACAUCUCCAUUGUCAUGGAUGCUGAAACGCAGAAAAAGUUCCCCAGUGACCUGCUGCUGACCAGCUCCUCAGGGGAGCUGUGGAGGAUGGUGCGCAUCGGCGGACAGCCCCUGGGCUUUGAUGAGUGUGGGAUUGUGGCCCAGAUCGCAGGUCCCCUGGCUGCGGCCGACAUCUCCGCCUACUACAUCAGUACCUUCAACUUCGACCAUGCCCUGGUUCCUGAGGAUGGCAUUGGCAGUGUCAUCAAGGUCCUCCAGCAUCGGCAGGAGGGUCUGGGCUCCUGAGGCCCUGAGGGGAACAGCAGCCUCCAGGCUCUCCCCUUGUCCUCAAGCUUCCAGAGACUUCUCAAAGCUUUUUACUCAAGCUCUGGGAUGUUCCUGUCGGGGGACUCCUCCUUCCGCUCUGUGUAUGUAAGCUGCGUGCAGACACUGGCUCUCACGUGGACACGCGUGUCUGCCCAUCGCAGGGGAACACGGUGCUCAGGGCUUCCUCCAGGAAGCCCCUCAACCCAUCACUCCCUGCGGGGCCUCGGCAUUUGCACAUUCCCUGCCUGAGGCCAGAGCCUUCCCCCUCUCAGCGCCCUGGGUGGGCCGGCUGCUCCCCAGAAGGCCUGAUCUCCCUUCUGCCUCUGGCUCUGUUGCCUUUCCUGGCCAAGUGAAUUCUGACAGUGCCUUCCCUUCCUGGGGCCUCCAAAAAAAGUAUUUUUACAUCUCUAUCUCUCUUCUUUUUUAAUCAACUUGUUAAUAAAGAGCUUGUAGUGAGCAGGCCAGGCUGUGGUCCUUGGGGUUGUCCAGGCCUUGGCCAUGCCUGCCCCACAGCUCCCCAGGGCCCCUCUGCCUGAGGUCCUGGACUCUCCCCGCUCUGCCG